CAUUAGCGAGAUGGAGCAAAAACAUCAAGAUCUUAUCAAGGCAAACUACUCUACAUUGGUCAGAAAUAUGAUACCUGUUUCAGUUGCAGGACACCUAUACGCUUUGCACAUCAUUACGGAGGAAAUGAGACAGCAAAUAGAAGCUGAGAUGACAAAUUAUGAUAAAAACAGAAAACUUCUCAGCAUCAUUUUACGUCGAGGGCCGAAAGCUUUUAUGGGACUCCGAAAGGCAUUAAUGAAAGCCAAUCAAGGGGACUUAUCCCGACUGUUGAUGAAUAAUGACGAAGAUACAAAGUCUGAAUAUGAAAAGAAACUUGCCAUGGCAAGAUCAUUCGUUAUCAACACAAAAGAAAAUGGAACUUCGGAAUCAAAAAAAGGCCAGUUAUCUCAAGAGCAAAGAUGCAGAAUACCUUUGGACGACGUGAACGACCUUUUCCUCACUGUCAUGCCAUACAAAGGGACAAUUUACAUUCAUAUACGUCACCUUGCAGAGUCUCACGGCCGCCUUAUUGCCACCAAGAAAGGGGUUACUUUUCCUUUGGACCGAUGGUUGAAAUUUGAAUCUCUUUUGCCAGAUAUUCAAAGCUACAUAGACAAUGUUGGCCAAGAAAACGAAGAAGCACAUUGGCAUGUUGGUGGAGGAGUCUUUGUUUCAUUAUCACCCAACAAUCCUACAGUAGACAUAAGGCAUUUUUGGAAGCCAGACGAUGCUACAAAACCGGUUCCAACAAAGAAAGGCGUCACACUAAACAGAAACAAAUUGGCAAGACUUAGAGAUGCUGUCGAAGAAAUGCAUGACUAUGUUCCAGAGUUAAAAGACACAGAAUUAUGCAUGCUUAGGGAGUGUCACCAGAAUCAGCUUGGAAUGCUAAACUGUCCGGAAUGUACCCCUUUUGGAUACGAUCCCCAAGACAACAUGUCAAUGGAAUGCAAUGCUGGUGAUACCCAAGACAUGAGAACCCUGGAGAGUGAUUUUGAAUGACAAUAUGAACAUUUCUGAUUUCAUGUAUUUGAAUGUAACAUGUAUAUCUGUUGUUUAUGACAUUAACCUUCUUUUAUUAUUGUUUCUUUAUUAUUCUCCCACAUCUUUA
Molecule: messenger RNA, 1091 nt
Organism: Magallana angulata
Lineage: Eukaryota; Metazoa; Mollusca; Bivalvia; Ostreida; Ostreidae
Exons: 1
Coding region: 11-982 (323 amino acids)
Biological process (GO): positive regulation of transcription initiation by RNA polymerase II; regulation of apoptotic process
Molecular function (GO): DNA binding; transcription coactivator activity
Source: RefSeq, a predicted model, not a curated record